Meloidogyne enterolobii is the source of this 1059-nucleotide messenger RNA. NCBI's taxonomy places the organism in Eukaryota, Metazoa, Nematoda, Chromadorea, Rhabditida, Meloidogynidae. The record is from the annotation of a GenBank genome assembly.
AUGUGCACAAAAGACAACACAAAUUCAAAACAAAAUGGAUCUUCUUCAACUUCAAAGGAAACAGAAGAAUAUCCUAAACCUUCGUCUUCCAAAGAUUAUAAUAAGGAGGCUGGAAAGGCUGCAAAUGGGGAUAGAAUAAGAGACAAAGACGGGUACAGGCAGAGAGCGGCUGCUUUCUGUCUACGAUUAUCUUCAAAUGAUGGCGAUAACCAAAAUAUUAUUAUUGAUGAAUUUGGCAAUAUUCAAAGUGUCAAAGCCCCUUUAGAAGUUCUUUUGGUUAGUGGAAGGAGGGAUGGAAGUGCUGAAAAUUAUUGGGUAUUGCCCGGGGGAGGUGUUGAAUUGAAGGAAAGUACAGAAGAAGCUGUUGUUCGCGAAUUAAGGGAAGAGGCUGGAAUACAGGGUCAAGUGUUAUUCCAAAUUGGAAAAUUUAUUGACGACCAACGUUUUCACCACACAACACUUUAUGCUCUGAGCGUUCUAAAAACUUUUGAUGAAUGGGAAAAUUGUGAAAAUGGAAGGGAACGUCGUUGGAUGAAUUUAGAAGAAGCUAGGCGUUGUGUUAAACCUAAUCAAUUGGCAAUGUUGGAACAAAGCAUUACAGCGUUUGUUUUUUUUUGAAAUUUUUUGGGACUAUAUACUAUUUGUAUUAACUAAGUUUGGACGAUCGGGAUCCCAGGAAAGUCUAGAUAUCCAAAAAUUUCUGUUCUGAUAUCUUAUCGAGGAUAUCGGGACUUCUCAGGAUCCGCCAGCGAAUCAACCGCUUCAAAAGUCGAAAACUUUUAACCCUUAUGACUUUUCGAAAUGGGGGUCAGGGGAAGAAAAGUCAGAAAAUUCCAAUAGGUUUUCGACCACGCUCUACACGAUAGGGUACUUUUUAUUUGAAAAUUUUUGGUCACAAUUUGAAAUGGCCCCUUGUAUUAACGUUUUCGGGUAUUUAGGUAAUAGUGUCGUUCGGCCCUUUUUUAUAUUUAUUCUUGGUUUUGAUGGUUGGGUUUUAUUGGAUCCGAUUUGUCUUUUUUUUUGAAUAAGAAAUCCAUAUAUUCUGAACAAACAUUGUGG